UGUCUGCUGAUAGCCUGGGUAUUCACCGUUCUGGCUGUGAUCAAGGGUGUCAAAACGCUUGGAAAGGUCGUGUAUGUAACAGCAACCGCCCCAUAUAUCUUCCUGGCGAUCAUCUUCAUCAAAGUAUUAACGAUGGGGCCGCGGACGGGAUUAAAACUUACGUUACUCCGGAUUUCUCGAAACUUCUCACGUUUCAGGUAUGGAUAGAGGCUGCUCUUCAGGUCUUCUAUUCGUUAGGGCCAUCAUGGGGAGGUGUCAUAACCAUGGCUAGCUAUAACCGUUUCCAUCAAAAAUUGUUUUGGUCAUCGACACUUUGUGUUAUAGCAGCUGGAUUUACGUCUUUUUUUAAUGGUCUUGUUGUGUUUGCCUUGCUUGGGGUUAUGGCCAAGCAGUCCGGAAUGACAGUCCAUGAGUCUGCAUCUCAAUCAGGUCCUGGUAUAGCCUUUGUGGCCUUCCCGACCAUCCUCAGCACCAUGCCAUUGCCCCAGUUGUGGUCUGUUCUAUUCUUCAUCAUGCUGAUCACAGUUGUGUUUGACAGCCUGUUUGGAAUGUUCGAAACGAUUACCAGUUUUCUUAUUGAGACGUUUCCACGGCAACUGGUCAAACGACGAGUUCUGGUAAACAUAGUGACUGGCCUUUUGUUCUUCCUGUCUGGAUUGCCAUUGACUAUGAACACUGGUAUUUCCCUGCGUUUGCAUUGUUAAUGGGAUCAUUUCUUGAAAUCGUAGCUGUUUGUUGGGUAUAUGGUACGGACCGGUUUGCAAACGAUAUAAAGUUGAUGACAGGUCGAGAGGUCUCUGUGGCCCUCCGUGUGAUGUGGACACUCGUUAUACCGUUCUUUGUAAUUGUUGCGUUCAUAUUUAUGCUUGUCCAGUAUUCUACUCCGACUUACGGUGGCUGGUAUGUGUACAGUUCGGGUGCU
Mya arenaria is the source of this 922-nucleotide messenger RNA. RefSeq names its product sodium- and chloride-dependent betaine transporter-like. The coding region runs from base 264 to 704 and encodes 146 amino acids. NCBI's taxonomy places the organism in Eukaryota, Metazoa, Mollusca, Bivalvia, Myida, Myidae. Gene Ontology annotation, biological process: sodium ion transmembrane transport. Gene Ontology annotation, cellular component: membrane. The transcript is spliced from 9 exons. The record is from RefSeq and is a predicted model, not a curated record.